Messenger RNA from Heterocephalus glaber (naked mole-rat), 3073 nucleotides. RefSeq names its product membrane spanning 4-domains A2 (gene Ms4a2). Gene Ontology annotation, cellular component: plasma membrane; Fc-epsilon receptor I complex; external side of plasma membrane. The record is from RefSeq and is a predicted model, not a curated record. Gene Ontology annotation, biological process: cell surface receptor signaling pathway. NCBI's taxonomy places the organism in Eukaryota, Metazoa, Chordata, Mammalia, Rodentia, Bathyergidae.
UGCUGCUCCUCACUCCGGGUGGCGACUUCAGUGACAUGGACGCAGAAGCCAGGAGCAGAGCUGACCUUGCUCUCCCAGAUCCACAGGAGCAGGCAGGUGCACCUGAAAUAGAACUCUUGGAGGUGCCUCCCCAAGAGGGGACUCCACGGGAGAAGUUGGCCUCAGCCCCACCACGGCAGACAUGGUCAUCGUUUCUGAAGAAAGAGCUGGAAUUCCUGGGGGUCACACAAAUCCUGGUUGGUUUGCUGUGCCUUUGUUUUGGAACAAUUAUCUCCUCUGUACUCAAUACUUCAGACUUUGAUGGAAAAGUAUUUUCAUCAUUCCAUGCAGGCUACCCAUUCUGGGGAGCAGUACUUUUCCUUAUCUCUGGAGUUUUGUCAGUUCUAUCUGAAAGGAAAAACGCCACUGUGUACCUGGCCAGGGGCAGACUGGGGGCAAACACCCUCAGCAGCAUAGCUGCGGCCGUGGGAAUUAUCAUCCUGGUCCUCAGUCUCAGCAACAGCUCGGCCUACAUCAACCGCUGCAAGAGACUGGAUGAGAAUGACGACUGCCUCGUGGCUUCCUUCACCAUUGAAAUUGUGGCCAUGAUGCUGUUCCUCACCAUCCUGGGGUUUUGCACCACUGUGUCACUCACGCUGUAUGGGAUUGGAGAAGAAUGCAAGGGGAACAAGGUUCCGGAUGAUCGUCUUUAUGAAGAAUUAAACAUUUAUUCCCCAAUUUACAGUGAGUUGGAAAACAAAGAGGAAACAUCUUCCCCUGUGGAUUCAUAAGAAGUGUGUGGCAGGACUUUCUGAUUCACAGUAAAGGAUCUGAAAGCCGAAGUCUAUGCUUGUGAGGCCACCGGCCAAAUUUCUGUUCCCUACACAGUCUGUCAGUUUUGCAUUGGAUUUCUCCUCUGGAUAUCAAUAUUUUGUUUGCUGCUUUUAAAAACCCAUCUUAUUUUUACCAGUGCAUGUUUUCAGUACAUAAUGAUUACAUUCCCAGUGGGGAGUUGGUACGGGGACAUCACACAGCCUAAUUCUCUUUUCAUCCUCUCUCUCUCCCCUCCCUGUUUUAUUGCUUGUAAUCGCCUAUGUGUUCCUGUCCCUCAUUUGUAGAUACCCCAGACUCCCUUUUUUCUUGCUGUCUGUUACGAUCUCACACUCACGCCUUCUGGGAAAUCCACAUGGAGUAAGUGAGGUUUACUGUGCGUCUGUAACUGGGAAAGCAAGGAGAGGGCAGGGCCGAGCCAAACCGACCGUUUGCUAAUAGCUGCUGCUUAGUUCUUUUCAGGGUUCACGCAGCUCCAGCUGUGUGUGAUAUGCACUGCCCUGUGCACACCCCACGUGUAUAUGCCUCACAGGAUGGUGGUAUUCUAUAUGCCAAUGUGUAUAUCCCUCAAUAACAUAUUUUUUCAGAGACACAAAGUUUUAUAAAAAUCUUUGAAUUGCCUGAAGCUCCAGGGCUUUCACUGACAUGGUAUUGUUCAGUACUGCUGGGAGACUGGUGAAUAGGUGGUGGGAGUUUUAUUAAGUUACUCGGUAUCUGAUGAAAUGGAAAGGCGAAAGCAGAGAAGCUGUAAAUGCAGAGUUUGUUUAAUAAGACAUAAAAGAUAAAUCAAUUUACGACAACCCUAGCGGAAAUUGAUUCAGUGGGAAUGGGAAUGAUCGUAGCUAAGAGGAGUAUAAAAAGACUGGUAGUUUUUUUAUCAUGUUAAAAUUAAAGGGAAAAGUUGGACAAUUAUUUGACUAAUACAAAGCCCAGCAGAACACUUAGUAGUGCUACAGGUGGUGGACGUUCAGAAACAGGAAUGAUGGAGAAGGAGUACAGUGAGACCUAAGUGAAGCUCAGGUUUAGAUUUUCAUUUUGAGGAGAAAAGGGAAAUGAAGUUGGGGAGUGCCUGAGGGCGUUCAGGACGGAGUUCCAGUCAUGGCACCGUCUGAUGAUGGCGGUUUAGAGUCGUGCUGAGGGACGGAAUUAUUAAAGGGGAUCUGGCAAUGGGGGAUGGGAGGAAGGAGAGCACAAGGGCAAGUCAAACGCAUCGAAAUAGACAUGUAUCUGUACCACUUCCCUCAAUAAAGGUGUUUAACAUUUCUAUUGAGAUACACUGAUAAAGAUUUAAAAAAUAAGGGAAGCACAUUAACACUCUAAGGGAAUUCUUUUGAGAUAGAAGUAAAGCCAGGUUAAACUUCAUGUGCCUGGAACCAGAGGAGAAAAAUAAGGAUAAAAUGCAGAAGACAUGAGUUGGUCAGAGAGUACAUUGCAAAAGAGUGGAGAGCAGAAAGCCCAAUGUGGAAAGGCUGAAUGAAGAGAAAACAGUUAAUACUCAGAGACCGAAUGUCAGCCUCCGCGGAGAGAGGUCCCCCGUGAUGAAUCCACUCGGAGACAGAGAGAAAAUAGCACGCGGAGUGAACGCAGAUGGCGUGAAGGCGGUCCCCAGGGACUCUGGUCACAGGCGGAUGAGCAGAACAUCUGCAAAGAGGGAUUGAGAGAGAGAGAGGUGGGGUGGUGGUGAGCAACACGAGAGGAUGACGAAGAGAAGGUCAGAGGGAAAAGUUAGCUAAGUGAAGUGAUUUUGUUGCUGUUGUUUUUAUAUGUAAAAUAAGGACAAAGCAGCUCAUGUCUAGCUUCAGUAGAAAAGCGCUGUGGGAACUGAACAGUUUGGGGACAUUGGUUCCCUCUCGGUCAUUUACCACACACCCAGGUCUGGCACACACAGAACACACAGCCACUGUGCUGUUCACAGUUUUUUCUUUUUUGUUACCAGAAAUUGAACCCAGGGCCUUUGCACUGAGCUACAUUCUCAGAAUUCUUCAUUUUGAAAUGAGGUCUCAAUAAGUUGCUAAGUUGCCCAGGCUGCUCUUGAACUUGUGAUCCUCCUGCCUCAGGCUCCUACAGUGCUGAAAGCUUUUCACACUUCCACUGCCCCAAAUUAUCUUUCUAACUUUCAGCUUAAAGGUCGUCUUCAUGAAGCCACUUAAUAUGCCAUCUGUUUAUCCGACCUUAAUUUCUUGCUCUCUACUCCAGCCCAUAAUGAAGCAUAGUUAAUUAUCACUGUACUUGUGAACUCCUGGUACUUGUACAAUAAACUGGA